Molecule: messenger RNA, 919 nt
Organism: Ceratitis capitata (Mediterranean fruit fly)
Lineage: Eukaryota; Metazoa; Arthropoda; Insecta; Diptera; Tephritidae
Product: single-pass membrane and coiled-coil domain-containing protein 4 homolog
Exons: 2
Coding region: 140-319 (59 amino acids)
Source: RefSeq, a predicted model, not a curated record
UGUUGACGUCAAAUGUCAAAAACGUACGACAAGUGGUUGGAGCAGCAGUUCUCACAGCAGCAAGUGCUUUUCGUUUUGUUUAACUUCCUCCCAUAAUUACCCACCAAUUUUAGUAAAUCCUUAAAGACAAGCCAACGAAAUGCGCCAACUACGUGGUAAAGUGAAAGAGACACGCAAACAGAAGAAGGAGCGUAAAAUGGAAAAUUUGGCUAUACAAAAUCAAUUAAAAACCAUUGUAAUCCCUUCAGUUUGUGUAUUGGCAUUGAUAAUUAUUGUUUUUGUAUAUUUCAAAACGAGACCAGUGGCAGUUGAAGUGUAACCGGAAUGUUGUGUUUCGAAAACCAUGUCCAGCAAUGUGCGCCUUUCUAGGCGUUAUUAGUAUAAACUACCAAGUGGCAGGAAAGAAUUUUGUAAAGUUACUUGUGACUGGAACACAGGCUGUGUACAUUCAGUUGUUUGUAUGAUGAACGUGUUUUUACUGUCACAGGACAUAAUUAGUAGCUGAAAAUAUAUAAUAUAUAUGUAUAUGUACACUGCGCUCAAUUGGAAUGUGCGAAAUCUAAUCCUUUUAUAAUUGAAAUUAUACAUAUGUACAUACAUAUGUAUAUAAAAAAAAAAUAUAUUUUUUGUAGAUAAUAGCGCCCAUACUACAACUUGUAUGGCAUGUCUCUUGCAUUUCUAGAAAAUUAUACUUACUAUACUAUAUACAUAUGUACAUAAACAUGUAUGUAUGAAUCAGUUGUUUGUAAAAAUUAUAAACUGCUGUGCAAAUAUUGAACUGACUAUUUUUUCAACAGUCACUUUCCUCUUAUGUUAUUUUAUAGCAGAACAUUUUAAACACAUCUUUAUAUGUGUGUUAAAAUUGUUAUUAACUUAUUUACUUAUAUAAUGAAUAAAUAUAGUUUGUUUUUUUAAUAUU